ACAUAUAAAAAUAUUUUGUAUUUAAAUGUACGAUAAUGCAAUGCAUGCACGUAGCAUAUCAUCAUCCUCUUUGCAUUUAUCAGCAGUUUGACUCGGAAUUCUUUUUUUUGCUAAUUCCACGCUGUUAGAAAAUUUUUGGUGCUGAAAGGGUUAAAUACGAAGUUGUUGUUAAUCCCUAUCACUAUUAGAACGUUUUGAUAGACUGUCCAAGACUUACCUAUAUUAUUUUUUUGCAAUUGUUUCAUCACUCGAGAUAAGUGCAUUGAAUUAAUUAAUCAACAAUCGAUAGAGAUAUUGAAAAUUCAUGAAGAAAAAAAGGGAGAAUGUUUAUGAGACAUAAUAUAUAUGUAUGUUAGCUUUUGAGAUACUGAUAUCGAUUGUUGCAUAACAAUUCAACAAUGCUCUCACAAAUUUUCAAUAUAUAGUUGUAAUUUAUAUUUAUGGUAUAUUUGUUACGUGAAAGCCUAGUUCAAAUCGUUCGUGUACGAUUAUGCGAUGACUUGUUAUAAAACAUGACAAUCUAGAUGUUUAUAGAAUAAAGAAAAACUGUAAAAAUCUUGUUGAUGCAUAUCAUUAAUGAUAACUUAAGAAAUGACGUGAAUCUUCAUUGAUUAUAUUUUGAUUUAUUAAAUUUCAUCAAAGUUCGUUCAUUUUAUUACCAAAAUUGCGUGAGUGAUCUAAUUGCGUGUACCAAUAUUUAGAGAAAAAUGGAAAGAAAUGAUGAAAUUUAUCUUUCCCAAUGUUUUAUCACGAACACGAAUCUAAAACGUUUAAUUAAUUAACUUGAAAAAUUAUUCUCAGUAGUUUCGUAGUUUCGUAGUUUCUUGUUUAAUAAUUGAUUGCUUUGGUUUCUCUUUAUAUUAUCUUGCAUCUUGUUUGUAAUUUGUAAUUUAAACGAACUAGGCUUCAAUACUGUUUAAUGAUUGUUUUUGUAAUUACCAAAUAUUGGAACAAUGUCUUUUGUGCAUAAUAGUGGGUAUGUGCGAAUAAUAAAUUUCAAAAUUCAUAAAGUUUUUAAGAAAUUUAAAAAAAAAAAAAGAAAAGAAUACUUACACUCUAUUUAAAUUGAUAUUUUUUAUAUUUAUUUCUACUAACUUAAAUGAAUAGUUCAUAAGAUUGCAAAUACUUCAUAAUAUUUCAACUGGAGUUUUCUUUUCAUUUGGAUGGAUCGAAAGUUGUUAAUUGCUACUUUUAAAACUCAAUCAAAAAAUAAGUCUUCGUCGUUGUAAGAUCUUCAGUACUUCUGUACAAAGUGUUUAACAUUUCACUAAUUUUCUUUCGAUAUUUGCCUGUACCUACUACUAUCUUAAGUAUUUUUUAAAUAUUUAAAAAACGGACGUGAGUAUUUUUCUGUCUUUUCGAUUAUUGUUUUGAAAAUAUUUACGUGUAUUUAUGUUUAGCAGAGGAAUACAAACGACGUUGAAAAAGAUCAUACUCAUAUCCUUUUUGCGGAUAAGUCCAACGUCCUAAAUCACCGCGAACUUUAUGAAGUGUUACGGUUACGAUUGUAGUUUCUAUCAGACUCUUCACCACCGACAAGUGUCGUCCUUGUGUAUUAUACACUACAAUUACGAAUCAAAUUAUGUUUAUAUAAUUAUUAAUAAUUGAAUAUUGAAGUGACUGAAUUUUGUUGUUUGAAUUUUACCGAUGUUUCUCCUCUUCUGUCUUAGCCGAUUGUUGCGUUCGUUAAUUUUUAAUAUGAUUUUCUGCGUGAAUCGUUUGCAAUGGACUGAAUAAAUAUUGAAAGUUGAAACUAGCUAUUUUCUUUGAUUCAGCUUUACUUGUUUUAUGUAACAUUCAGCGCCUUAUAGAAGAUAUAGAUCAUUAAUCAUUUCGAUAAAAAAAGGUCGCGAUUCGCUUUUCUACAAAGCGAUAUACGUACAAUAAAAUCUACAAUGUUCUUAGAGAUAUAUAUAGAGUGUUUGUACUUGUACGAGUAUUUGCUUGUUUUGUAAUGUUCUUAGCAAUUUUGUAAGCCAUUGUUUAAUUCCAUUUGAAAGAGAUAUUUAUAUUUCAACAUUUACAUCACAAAAACUCAAUUAAAUAUGUUACGAAAAUAAUGUAAAGAUACAUGACAAAAACUUAAAUAUUUUUACAUUUACGUUAUAACUAAUGUUAACCUAAAAACUCUUCCAGGUUCGAGAAAAAAUUAUUCUCGGGAAUGGAUUAUUUGUUUUAUAGUAUUACUAAAGAAAAAUAAGUUUAAUAUUUAUAGAGCGACGAUGAGUUCCACUCAUUUUCAUUUUCAUGCUUGCCAACGUACGCAAUAAAAUUUUAGAUACAUUGAACCAGCGAAGUGAAGUGUAAACAUUGACUCUGAAUGUUUAUUUAAAAUUUUUACGCGGAUCAAGAGAAAUUUUCACUUGUUUUUAUAUUACAUGCAAAAUAUGGUAUACUUACAUUUUCCAUCGAAUUUAACUGAAGAAGAAUUGAUGUUGCAGGCGAAGUACAACAAACUUAAAAGAAAAAAAAAGGCACUGCAAGACUUAAAAGCACCAAAACAAGAAGUUGAACGAAUACCGCAAGCACCGAAACGGCCGACAGAGGCUAGAGAUGCUAGAGAAGUUGCUAAGAAGUUGAUAAAAUCUGGAGUGAUUACAGCUCCGAAAACUCCUAAACGGCCAGAACAGUCAUUUAAAAGACCACGUGGGUUAGUAAGAAAGUUGAACAGUACAGAGAAGACAAUAAGCUCCUAUCAACCAUUCUCAGCCACACAAAUGGAAGAAGAAGAAACAGAGACAGUAAGACCAAGGGUUAAAGAUUUGUAUGAUAGUUUUGUAAGUGCUCAAGACACGGAGGAUCACACCGGUAGAGAUGUUCAGUCACCAUCUAAGCAAGAAAUAAAGCCAAGAGCUGGAAAUACAAUAUUUGUGUGCGGUUAUAAGAUAUCAGAGGAUUUUUUAAAGAAGCAUUUUCAAACAUUUGGGAAUAUUAUAAAUAUCUCGAUGGAAAUAGAGAAAAACCGUGGAUUUGUUACGUUUGAUAAAACAGAAGCUGCUGAAAGAGCAAUUAGCGAGAUGGAUGGUAGUAUGGUAUCUUCCAUUCAGUUGAAAGUAUCGCUGGCACGAAGGCAACCCAUAAUAGAAUCUAUGACUGACGCCACGUCCAGUUCUAUGUGGUCACCGAUCGCGGCGAAUUAUUCACAGAAAAGUGCACAUAAAGAUAGGAGAGACCUGAAAGUAUAUGAGGAAGAUCUUUUUAUGUGAAUGCAGUAUCUUUUAAUAUUUUUAUACGUUUCCUUAGAGUAUGUUGUUAAAUUUACAAUAUUUGAAAUUUUCGUUCAAGAUAAAAUUGCACAUGGACUUUAAUCUUUGCAAGGUAUCAAAAAAUAUUUUUUUCGAAUUGUGCAACUUAAUUAUUACGAUGCCGCCGCUAUAUUCGUUACUAGUCAAAUGGCCACGCGAGAUACAAAAUAUUUUUUUUCGCGUGUUAUUUCUUGUUGAUCGCUGAUCGAUGGAUGACACAUCGAAUUUCAACUUUUUUCUACAAAGUUUCCAUGUUGAUAAAAAAUAGUUGUUGAAGAACUUGUUUUUGGUAAUAAAUAUUUAUAAUUGAAUUAUAUAUAUAUAUAUAAUUAUAUAUAUACAUACACACAUAUAUAUAUAUAUAUAUAUACAUAUAUAUAUACAUACACAUUGUUUUUAUACAUAUUCAUCACUAAAUAAUUAAAUACAAGUAUUUUCGUAGCAAAUUAUGUGCAGGUAUUGUUUCCUUCACAUUUGUCAGUCAAUACAAUAAAUAUUCACCUGGCAAAAGUUAUUCAUUUGUCAAUCGAUUGUCUGUAAUUCACACAUAUUUGUUCAAAACAUAACAAACGUUCAAUAAUUAAUUAUAUCAGAGAACAGACCUAACCAUUUAAGCGAUUAAAUUUAUAUAUAUAUAUAUAUAUAAUAUUUAUUUAUAUAUAUAUUAUAUUAUAUAUAUAUUUAUUUAUUUAUUUAUUGCCCUAUUGUAGGUAUUAGGUCCAGAUUCUCGUUACUCAUCAUAA
Heterotrigona itama is the source of this 3988-nucleotide messenger RNA. The record is from the annotation of a GenBank genome assembly. Lineage: Eukaryota; Metazoa; Arthropoda; Insecta; Hymenoptera; Apidae.